This is a messenger RNA of Plasmodium gaboni, 1866 nucleotides long. Its product is annotated as diacylglycerol O-acyltransferase. The coding region runs from base 1 to 1866 and encodes 621 amino acids. Gene Ontology annotation, biological process: triglyceride biosynthetic process. Gene Ontology annotation, cellular component: endoplasmic reticulum membrane. The record is from RefSeq and is a predicted model, not a curated record. The transcript has a single exon. Gene Ontology annotation, molecular function: diacylglycerol O-acyltransferase activity. Lineage: Eukaryota; Apicomplexa; Aconoidasida; Haemosporida; Plasmodiidae.
AUGAAAGGAUUUUUGAAUUUAUUGAUUAUAAUAAUAUGUACUACACACUUCAGAUUAAUAUUAGAAAAUUUUAAAAAAUAUGGUUUAAUAAUAAAGAUACCAAAAAACUGUGAUAUAUUAAAAAACCUUCCACUUUUAUUCUGUUUUAUAUCUUUACAUGUUACUAUAUUUUUUAGCUGGUUUAUUGAAAGAUAUGUUACAUCAUGGUUAUAUACUUGUAUAGAUGAAGACAAAGAACAUACUUCUAAAUUGAUUCCUAUGGAUGAUUUUAAAAAUAAAACAAAUAUGAUAAAAGAAAAUAAAAAUGAUAAAACUAUAUAUUCAAAUUUAAUAAAUAGAAAAAACAAAAAUAAUAAUAGUAAUUCCAUACUUAAAAAUACAUACUCAAUUUAUAGUUAUGAUAGUAAUACUACAUAUGAAAAUGAACCUUAUGAUAAAUUUGAUAAGGAUAAUAGUACAUAUGACAAAUGUGAUAAAGAUAUUUUAUGUGAUAAAAAUUUUUCACAACAAACAUGUAAUGAUACAUAUAAAAAAAAACAAAAGGGAUUAAAAAGUAAUACUAUUGAAAGAAAAAAAAAAAAUGAAAAUAUGAAUAAUAUUGAAAAUGUGGAUAAUAAUGAAAAUAUGGAUAAUAUUGAAAAUAUAGAUAAUAUUGAAAAUAUAGACAAUAUUGAAAAUAUAGACAAUAUUGAAAAUAUAGAUAAUAAUGAUGAUAUUCACCAUAUUGAUAGUAUUGACACGUGUGUUGAUAAUAAUAAUAAUAUAGUUACACGCUUCAAUGACAAUAAUAUGAUUACAUCGUGUUAUAUAAAAAAGAAAAAAAAAACACAUGGAUGGAAAAAUUUUCAUCUAUCUAUAUUUAUAUUAAAAUGCAUAAAUAGCAUAUUUAUUUUAUUAUUUCCAUUGAUAACAAUAUCACAUUAUGAUACAGAGCCUACGUUAUCAUCUAUAUUAUUAACUAUAUCUAUAGUAUGGUUCUUUAAAUUUUAUUCAUUCCAUGAAGUGUGUUAUGAAGCUAGGAAAUUACAUAUAGAAAAUCCAGAGCUAAAAAAUAUUAUAGAUGAUGAUCCAUAUUCAGAAAUAUAUUAUAUAAAAAGGUAUCCCUAUUGUUUAACACUAAAAAGUUAUUAUACUUACAUUUUAAUGCCAACUAUGUGUUUUCAAUUUUUUUAUCCAAGAACUGAUAAAAUUCGAUGGAUUCAUGUAGCGAAACAUAUCUUGGAAGUUAUAUUAUUAAUUAUUAUGAUAAAAAUAAUAUCAGAUCAAUAUAUGUUUAUAACAGUAGAGAAUACAUUUACUAUGAAAGAAUUUACAUCAGCACAUUUCUCUGUAAAAAUAACACAUAUUAUAGAACGAAUGCUAAAAGUAUCUAUACCAACUUUAUAUAUAUGGUUAAUAGGAUUUCUUAUAGUCUUCCAUCAUUGGUGUAAUAUAUUAGCUGAAAUUACAAGAUUCGGAGAUAGACUAUUUUAUAAAGACUGGUGGAAUGCUAGCUCAUUUGCUGAAUAUUGGAGGAAAUGGAAUUUACCAAUAUAUUAUUUUGUAUGUAGACAUAUUAAUAAACCUUUAAUUUAUUAUGGUAUACAUAGAAAUGUUUCUAUGAUUAUUGUCUUUUUUAUAUCAGCUAUGCUACAUGAAUAUUUAAUUAGUAUACCAUUAAAAUUAGGAUUCACUGGAUAUAUUUUCUUUGCAUUCAUUUGUCAAAUACCUCUAGUCAAAUUCACANNNAAUAAUGCUUAUUUCAAAAAACAUAAAACUAUUGGAAAUUCCAUCUUCUGGAUUGUCUUUUGUUUUACUGGACAACCACUUAUACUUUUUAUUUAUUACUAUUUGUGGAUAGACAAACAAGGCAUACUUAAAAAUUGA